Messenger RNA from Hyaloscypha bicolor E, 1509 nucleotides. RefSeq lists its product as uncharacterized. NCBI's taxonomy places the organism in Eukaryota, Fungi, Ascomycota, Leotiomycetes, Helotiales, Hyaloscyphaceae. The record is from RefSeq and is a predicted model, not a curated record. Bases 1 to 1509 code for a protein of 502 amino acids. The transcript is spliced from 5 exons.
AUGUCUCAUUCCGAUACAGAAGACCAACCCGAGUCAGACGAUCAAGAUAUGACUGAGCAAAUAUCCAAUAUGUCCUUGGUAGAUUCGGAGGAUGGUCCAUGCUCAGAGUGUGACGGCAAAGGCAAGAAGCCCAAGAAGGAAAAGAAGUCGCUCCGGCAGCUGGCAGAGGACGCUGUCUUAAAGAGGAUCUCCGAAUCCGUUGCUGGAGACUCGUCCGCAUCUCGGUACUGCUGUGGGGGAAGUCUUCCGGCUACACCAAAAUCCAAACCUACCACAUUGCGUUGGGAUGAUCCAUCUGAGGAGGGCAUAUCGAGAAAGUGUCAUUUUCCAAUGGAUUCCGACUUGGCGGCGAACAGAGUUGUAGCCAUUGUAAAUGGAAUCUGCAAAGCCUCCGACAAGGAUGGCAACCUUGAUGCAGAAAAUUUCUCAACCAACUUCGAUCCGCACGGGAACGGAAUCGUAGAUAUCAUUUCUCAACUUCUGUUGCCCGGUUUCCAAGCUCAGAAGCCGAAGAAACGACCAGAACAUCGUGGCAUCAAAGCAACUUUGACCAACCUCCAUGUGUGUUCAGCUGAAACUGCUCCUGUCUACAAAACCCGCGCUGUCUCGCCACCCAAGUCUGACUUUGGUAAGCUUGUGAUCUGUCUUCCACAUCCACACGAAGGUGGCAGACUUGAGAUCUUGCGCAGCCCCCGGUCUACGUCCUUUGACUGGAGCGAUUCCUCUUCCGGUGCUAGAAAGAAAAAUAACAUUAAAUGGGCAGCGUUCAUUGGAGAUUGCGAAUUCCGAAUCUAUCCCAUCAAGGAGGGACAGCAAUUCAGCUUGGUCUAUACCUUAUCCCUGACCCAGAGCAUUGGUAGGACGCUCGACGCUAGACCCAUCAUACAACUGGCCAGUCUUCCUUUCUAUCAGGCCGUCAGAGAAAUACUCGAACAACCGGGGUUCAUGCGCAGAGUGUUGCCACUCUUCGACACAACUCCGUUGGAUGCUGCAGAUGAAGCACUAUUCGAAAUGGAAGCCAAGAUCUGUAGAGACGAUCCCGAAAAUCACAUUGCAAUCGAUUUCGAUCACUGGCAAUGCACGAAAUGCCAUGAAGGCUACCCAACUUUGGAAGAAUACAGAGAGUGCAUGAAGAAUCGAGAAGAUCAAAUCAGCAGAGUUGGAAAAGAACUAUACAGUUUCCAAAUUGGAGAGAAGAAAGACAAGGACUACCGAUUGCACGUACGAGGAGGAAUUGAUUACCGAGAAUGGCAACGAGAGCUCGUUGAUGAGGGACUUCGGAAAGACUGGCCUUGGGCGGAGUACAAGAGUGUUCGCUGGUUGAAUCAACCUCCUGGCGAGAAAGAAGAAAACCGAGAUCUGGCACUCUUGAAUUUCAUUGAGGAUGUUGACUCGGAGGACGAGCUAUACCACGGAGAGGGCGUAAAAUUUGAGACGUUCGACUCACACCUGGUCAUACUUGCUCACAUUCCAGCGCCGCGUAAGAGAAAUCUGAAGGGGAAGAAAUAA